This is a messenger RNA of Acyrthosiphon pisum (pea aphid), 2643 nucleotides long. RefSeq names its product PHD finger protein 7. The coding region runs from base 481 to 1836 and encodes 451 amino acids. The record is from RefSeq and is a predicted model, not a curated record. The transcript has 10 exons. Lineage: Eukaryota; Metazoa; Arthropoda; Insecta; Hemiptera; Aphididae. Gene Ontology annotation, cellular component: nucleus.
CCAGCGCAGUCACACCGCACGCCCCGCCGCCGACGCCGAAACCACAAGUCACCCCCGCCGCCGCGAACGUGGUAAUCUACGGUCAUUGGUCAGCGUCCCAAUCGUAUAGCCGAAACGACCGCGUCACCCGCCGCCGCCUCGUUCGCGUUCCCGGUCUUUUCUGGCGUCUUUGUCCGGUUUCGCCUGUUCAGUUCAGUUGUCCGCGCGGUCGUGUCCUGCACUGCAGCCUGUCGCAUAUUUUGUCGUUUGCAAUCAAUUGCGCGUUCUGCCGCCAUUGCUGAUAUUGCGCGUCGGCAGCGUCGUUCCGAGUGCUGCCGAUCGUCCGUCGUCGACCAUCUGUGCCGCCGUUUUAGGUGUGGCAAGUGUACCUACUCGGCAAUCGUGAUCAGCCGCUUUCGCAGAUCGCAUUCUUCGUCGUCAUCGGAGCGGAAGCGCUUACGAACGGGUGUCCACGCACUGGGACGAAUAUUCAUCACACACAUGGCGCCGGUUACUAGAAGACGUGUUGCUGCUAAGCCAACAGCUUGUCAACCCAUACGCAAAAAUGUGAUGGUAGAGCUGAAGUUAGUGCAUAAUCAAGCAUGUAUGUUGUGUGGACGUAAAGAAAUAAGUGAAAAAUUAUAUGGAUUACUAUACCAACUAGAUGAUGUUGUCGUUCAUUAUUUUUGUAUACUAUUGUCAUCAAUGGCCGUUCAAAAUGGUACAGACAAUCAAGGGAUUUGGGGAUUUUUAUUGAAAGAUAUUAAAGCUGAACUGGCCCGAGGAACUAAAGAAAUUUGCUUUUAUUGCAACAAAAAAGGCGCUACUAUAUCAUGCAGUGGAAAAAAAUGUCGAAAAGUGUUUCAUCUUCCCUGUGGAUUGAAAAAUGGAUCUAUGCAUCAAUAUUUCCAGGCAUUUAAAUCGUUUUGCUUUAAUCAUCGUGUUACGCAAACUGUUAAUUCAUCUGCGUUAAAAAAGUCUACUGCUCAAUGUGCUAUUUGUAAAGAUGCUGUUAUACCAUCUCCUACACCAACUUCUAUUUGGGCACCGUGUUGCAAACGUGAUGCUUGGUUUCACCGGGAUUGUAUUCAAGAUUUGGCAUUAAAUGCCGGCUACUUUUUUAAAUGCCCAUUAUGCAACGACGUUGACAUAUUCAAAUGCAGAAUGCUAACGCUUGGAAUAUAUAUACCAUCAAGGGACGCCUCUUGGGAAACUGUACCAAAUGCUUUUGCCGAGCUCACAGAAAGGCAUAUUGAAUGCAGUAUUCAGACAUGUCUAUGUCCACAUGAAGAAAAACGCAAAUUUCAACUCCCAUCCAGUGGAUCAUGGGAAAUUCUUCCGUGCAAUUCAUGUGGAUCAAAUGGAACACAUAGGUUGUGCAGUUCUAUUAAACGUGAACAGGAGUGGUGCUGUCCAGUUUGCAAAGAAGUUUCCGAUAAGGAUGCAUCAAAAAAGAAGAAACUAAAAUUGGAACCACUAGAUAACGGGAAUUGUAGUAGAAGUAAUGAAGAGCAAGUCCCUUCUCACAGUGGAGAAGUAUCUCAAAGACGCCAUAGUGACAUAGGUGAUCCAAUACUUAUAUCGGAUUCAGAUGACAACAGUGAUAGUAACAGCGUCCAGGUUAUAUCUGACGAUGACGAGCAACCCAAUGCUCACAUUGUUGAUGAACCAAAUAUAAAUGCUGUUCAGCAACCAACAAUACAAGUUGAGCAAACGUCAUCCCUAAUACAGUUGCCAAAAAUACAUGGUUAUGGAUCACUUAUUACAGGCUUUGUAAAGAACUUUGUUGGCACUACAUUUACAUUUUUUGAAGAUCCUAAUAGUAUUGAUUUAACUUUAGAUGACGACGAUGAUUAAAUAUUCUAUAAUUUUUUAGUUACAUUACGUUAACUAUGUAACAAGUUAUGCAAUUUAAGACAAAAAAGAUUUUGAUUGUUUUUCUUUAAUUUAAUUUUUCACCAUAUGUAUUAUAAUAUAUAAAUAUAAGCUAAUUAUAAAUUAAAAUUUUCGAUCAGAAAUGAAAUAUUAUAGUUUCUACACAAUUAAAAUAUUGGAACUAAUUACUUAUUAAAUUAUAAAAAACUGUAAAUCACUACCCUAAUUACUCAAAUGUAACUAAGGUAAUAAUAAUAUGUUAUAUUAUUUCUUAUUUUUGAUUCUAAUCUCUUUUAAAUUAAAUAUUUUGCGACCAAGGUUUUGUUGAAAUUAUUACAUUAUUAAUUUGUGUUCAAGGUUAUAUAGUAUUAAAUAAAAAUAAGUUUGUUAAUAUAUUUUGAUAAAUAAGAAAUUAUAAAUAUAUAAAAUAAAAUAUAAAUUUCUUUAUUUAAUUAUACUGUGCAACAAUCAUAACCAAGUUAUUGAGAUCUUCAAACUAGUCGCUUUAAGGUUUGAUGUUUUAUAUAAUAUCUAGUUGUUAGUUGUUGAUAAUUUAACAGUCUGAUUAUUUCCUAAAUUUGUAUUGAAUUUGUAUAUCGAUACCACAAAAUUAGAAUGUAAAAUAAUUUACAAAUAUUGAGGUCUCAUAAGAUUAUAUAACGUAGUUCAUUACUUUUGAGUUAUAUUAAAAUUGUAAAACUUAGCUUAGGGUAAUACGUUAUGUUAUUUCUUUUUAGAGAUUGUAAUCUUUUUUUUUUAUAUAUAUAUAUAUAAAUUUUUAGUGACCAA